GAAUCUGCUGGCUCCUUCACACACACACUCUCACUCAACUCCAGUCAAACUUUUUACAGGAGCUAAAGAGACUGAGCCGACACAAAAUGAGAGGACUUGUUGUCUUGGUUACUUUGGCCUGCUUUGCCAGCGCUCAGCACCAAGCACUGAUUGACUACUUGGAGCGGAGGCUGCUCGCUAUUGAGGACCGGAUCUCCCUGUGGCAUGAACAGACCGCCCGUUACGCCUCCGAGCUGCGGGAGCUAAAGCAACAGAUGGUUUCCCAGCUGGAGAACCUGGAUAAAGAGAAAGAGAUACUGAGGACGAGUCUGGAUGGUGUGGGGACCAGGGUGGACCGGGUUGAGCGUGAGCUGGACUACCUGGAGACUCAGAACGGAGCUCAGCCAUGUGUGGACGUGGAUGACAAGCUGAUAGAUCAGCAAGUGACGCUGGUAGAGGAGAAGCAGAAGGCCAAGUAUUCAAAACUAUCAGACUGCAGCGACAUGAUCUCCAGCAUAAAAGCCAUGAAGAUCUUGAAGCGAGUUGGAGGGCCAAAGGGCACGUGGACCAAAGACACCAGCAGGGGCUCUGGGAAGAUCUACAUUUUUAACGGGACAGAUGAAAUCACCAUCCAUGAGUUUGCAACUGUACAAGACUUCUCCCGCUCACUGGGCCUGUCUCUGUCCAAGGACCUGAAUCUGCCGUCUGCCUGGAAGGGGACUGGACAUGUUGUCUUCAACAAUCAUGUGUAUUAUAUAAAUCAGGCUGAUGAGAUAAUGGUGGUUAAAUAUGACAUAAAGAACAACUCUGUGAAAGACAGCGCAGUGUUCCCGGUGCAGGACCACGUCCCAGUGUACGGCCUGACCCCUGAGACAGUGAUGGACCUGGCUGUGGACGAGGAAGGCCUGUGGGCCAUUUAUGCCACACGGCAGAACGAGAGGUACAUCUCUCUGGCGAAAAUGGACGCCAACUCUCUGGGCAUCGAGCAAAUGUGGGACACAAACUGUCCGAGGGAGAACGCGGAGGCAGCUUUUGUCAUCUGUGGCACUUUGUAUGUCGUGUACAACACCAAGCAGCCUGGUCGCUCAGGUGUCCAGUGUGUGUUUGACGUCAAUGGUAUGGUGACCAAUGAAGAUGCACCACUAGUUUACUUUCCAAAGCGUUACGGAGCCCACUCCAGUCUGAAAUACAACCCACACGAGCAGCUGUUGUAUGCCUGGGAUGAUGGCUACCAGAUUCUGUACAAGCUUAUCAUGAAAAAGAAAUUAGAAAUUUGAGUUACAUAAUACACCACAACAUCCUCCCAAAACUCCCACAAACAAACCCAAACCCCAUUAAAGUACCAAACCAGUGCUUUAGUUCCUUAACUGCAAAUCAUGUGCACUGCUGACCAUUUUAAUGCAUAAUGUAGAAUUCAGAUUAAUGUGCCACUGGGGUCCGUACAGUGUAAAAAUAAAUCUUGAAACUUUAACUGUGUAAUCCAGAGACCAUCAAGUAAUACCUGUUUUUUUCAGUUUCAUUAUUGUGGUGUGGUACAUGAAAGUUUAAGUCCAGACUGUUUGAAGUCUCAAUAAUUACAGAACAUUUUUUAAACAUUUGUGCACUGUGACAACUCAAGCAAGUUUCAAGAGUUUGCAACCCAUUUAAAAUAAAAAAAAGAAUAUUUAAGUAAUUAUAAUGAGAAAAUUUCAUAAAACAAUGACUUAGUAUUUCAGAUACUUUGUCAGAUUCUUAGUAUAUCAGAUACUGACUCAUUACUUUAAGAUAGAGGCAUUAUUUUAUGAUACUGAGUCAUUAUUUUGAGAUAAAGAAUCAUUGUUUUAUGAUAACAAUUCAUUAUUUUGGAAUACAGAGUGAUUAUUUUCAUAUAAUUUCUAAUUACAAUCAGUUAUUAUAAUCAUUUUCUUCUAUCACACUGGCAGAAAUGGGUUCCAAUAUCAUAUGUAAAUGAAUGGAAAGGGUUGGAGGGAAGGAAAAGUAAGUUCAAAAGUCUCCAACACUCCAACAUGGUGUGCAAAAUGGUCAGCAGUGAUGUGAUUUGUAAUCAGUCAGCUAAACAUGCAAUAUCACCAGUGUGGGCUUUGAGUCUGAAUCACAUAAAGCCUUAAAAAUUUCAUUGGUGCUGGAUUGCUGAGCUGCAUCGGUAAACUCGCACUUUUAGACGUUAACAUUGGACAUAUAUUUCCACAUUUAAAAAGGUAUCAUGUGACUUCUUUAUCUGAGGCACAUUUUGUCAUCACUGCCAAACAGUUAUUUCUAAUCAAACUGCACUGCCUUUCCAUUUUAUCAGUUAUAUCUGUGCCUACUGGUGCAUCAACUUAAUGCACUUACCUGUGAUCUGUUGAGUUAAAUCAGCCAAGCACUUAUCUUUUUUUGUCAAUAUACAGGACUCAGGACACAUCAUACUUUAUUGGACCACUCACUUAAACCUCAAUAUCUGUGCGUCUACUUAACCUGUCAUUUUGCUGUCUGAAUAAAUGUUAAUGACAUAUAUCCUGUAGCAGUGCUGAGUGCAUAGAAACACUCGUUUGUUGGUCAGUUGAAUUCAACCUGAGUUUAUAGUCAAAUGUACCCUCCUGCAAUCACUCACCUCAUAACAGUAUGUGUAGCAUCUAUUUAACUUUUAUCACUUUACAUAAAAGACAAUGCAUAGUUCUUAAGAUAGCAUUAAAAAAAUAAACAUUUCUUCAGUUAUGCCUCAAAGUUCAUUCAGCAGCUUUAUUAACUCGUCAGUCUUUUAACAUUUCUAGUACACAUUGUUUUAAUUUACCAGCUGUCAUAAUCAAAAUAUCUAUGGGGUUGUCUCACAUAUAGUGCAGCCACAAAAAUGUUGUCACUAUGGCAACCUCAGAUUACAUUUCUCUGUUUAUGCAUCAACUUUUCACACAAGUCGAGCACAUAUGGAUUUUGUGCUAUUAACAUUUUAUUAAAUGAAAUUAAUAAAAUUAACAUAGAGCACCACUAUUUGAAUAACGCCUCUCAUGCAAUGCAAUCGUUUAUUAAUUUAUAUCUGAAUAUAACAUAUCUAUUUUUUACUGCUCAUUUCCCAACUAUCUUUGCCCAUUUCUGCCUCUAAUUCUUGUUCAUUAUGGAAAUAAAAUGGCAAACUACACCCGUUAACACUAGAGCUCUGUCUCCUACUAUGUACAGGAUGUGCAGAUAUGAGCAUAAUAAAGCCACUAUGUGUAAGAUUUAAACAUUUUAGACUUUGGCACUCCCAAGUGGUACAGUAGCACCAAAAAGACACUGUGGCAGACAGCAAUGCAUUACUUUCCCUGUGAUUCAGAUUAUCUGUGCUAUCUGUUUGUCUCUGUUCAUCUUUUCUUGAUUUCAACCUUCUUGCAUUGACCGACGUGACAUCUAAAUAUGGCGCGACUAAUAAAGACUUAUUUAGUUGGAA
Messenger RNA from Epinephelus lanceolatus (giant grouper), 3379 nucleotides. RefSeq names its product olfactomedin-like 3b (gene olfml3b). Lineage: Eukaryota; Metazoa; Chordata; Actinopteri; Perciformes; Serranidae. Gene Ontology annotation, biological process: signal transduction. The record is from RefSeq and is a predicted model, not a curated record.